Stylophora pistillata is the source of this 937-nucleotide messenger RNA. RefSeq lists its product as uncharacterized. The record is from RefSeq and is a predicted model, not a curated record. Lineage: Eukaryota; Metazoa; Cnidaria; Anthozoa; Scleractinia; Pocilloporidae.
CACUCGAGGUUGGAAGGCAUGAUCUUGUUGACUACAAGCCGUCAAUCAAAUCAAGAUGCGGUACGGAGAAGUAACCAAAAGAGACUGGGGUGGAGAUUGGAAAGAAAGAGUCCAUAAUCAGCUUGCAGUACAACUGCAGGAAUCUGGACUUAGAGAUUACAGCCAAAUAUGACAUUGACAUGGAAGAAAGAAUGGAUAUUGAUGAUGAACCUGAAGUACAGCCUCAACAUAAGUUCCACCUGAAAAUAAUUGGAACUGGGUUCAAUAUGGAAUCCUGCUUUGAUUAUUCUGAAAUCAAGGACUAUGUAACAGGAAUUUACAAUUUUCUUGCCAAGUUUGUGAACUCGCAAGUCCUUGUCAUGAAAAUGAUCAGGUGUACGAGUUUUUACCUUCGCAAUAGGGAUAGCAGUGCAGUCAUCCACUUGGUUCCUGAAAAUGAGAAAUUAUGGAUAAGAAAAGUUGAUGAACAUGGAAGGAUGUCAACCUUCAACUACGCGAGUGACCCUGCCUGUGACAUUAUGUCUAAGAAGGAAAUUGAGCACAUCAACCGUUUUGUUGGUUAUCAUCGUGCAGCACCAUGGCUGUUAAGUGUCCUUUGGCUUCUUUCAGAAUUGGCUGUGAAACGUUAUGGGUGUCAAGGCUGAAGACCCAAGAAGUCUAAACAAGACUUAUACUUUUUUUUAAAUUAAAACCCAUUUGUGUCCUUAGAAUUAAAUGCAAAAUAGUUUUGUGCUACUUUUAUGUCAAUCUUCUGGCUGAAACCUAGUGUCUCAGUGCCUAGUAUCAUGAUAUAAUCAGUUAAUCAACAAAGUUCAUGUUGUGAAUUGGCCACAGUGGAUCCAUUAUCAACUCGGUUAUAAUAGUGAUGUUGUAGAUAUGCUUUUGAUGAUUUGUUUUACUUUAAGGAUAAUCUUGGUUGAAAACUAGGAAACAGAGA